GUGAUGUCAAACCAGUAGGCAGUCCUCUGUAGCCUCCCACACACUAUUGAAACGUCAUGUGCCAGUAUGAAUAUUAACACGGACACAAACACUUCAGUGCUCUGCAACCAAAGAAGAGAAAAAGAGAAACUAAAAGUUUGGCAUCAGUGAAUGGACUGCUUGCAAAACAUUGUGUGUCUGACUGCUGCUGAGAACACCUCCCAUUUCUACUGUUGGAGAAGAGCUGAACAGAAACAGGAUUUCCCCGUAUCCCUUAUUUAAAUUGAUACGUAUUUUACUAUUCCUUUUUACUUUGGAUUUCAGGCUCUGAGCUGCAGUGGCCACAAGCGCUGGACAGCAAUAUGUGUCAUGUCAUUGUCACUUGCCGCUCAAUGCUGUGGACACUCCUGAGUAUCGUUGUGGCUUUUGCAGAGCUCAUAGCCUUCAUGAGUAUUGAUUGGCUGAUUGGCAAGGCAAAGCCUGGGAAUUCUGAGGACAUGGACAACAGGACAGGAAGAUCGCUGGAACCCUAUCGUCCAACCUUGGGGAUCUAUGGACGGUGCAUCAGGCUCCCGCACAUGCAGUCUUCCUUGCCUGACACACUUUGUGGCCCCUAUGCAGAGAGCUUCAAUGAGAUUGCCAGUGGAUUCUGGCAGGCUACUGCUAUUUUCCUUGCCGUGGGGAUCUUGAUACUCUGCGCUGUCGCUUUUGUAUCUGUUUUCACCAUGUGUGUACAGAGUAUUAUGAAGAAAAGUAUUUUUAACGUCUGCGGGCUGCUACAAGGAAUUGCAGGUCUCUUCCUUAUCCUAGGAUUGAUCUUGUACCCUGCUGGUUGGGGCUGUCAGAAGGCAAUAAGCUAUUGUGGACCUUAUGCUUCUGCUUAUAAACUUGGUGACUGUUCUGUGGGCUGGGCCUUCUACACUGCUAUUGGUGGAACCGUCCUGACAUUCAUCUGUGCUGUCUUCUCUGCCCAAGCUGAAAUCGCCACCUCUAGUGAUAAAGUACAAGAGGAAAUUGAAGAGGGGAAAAGCCUUAUCUGCCUCCUUUAACAACCCAGGAAAAUAUUUUCACGUCUCAGAAAUGGUUUCAAAGUGGCUCAGUAGGUGGACUCCUAUAGGAGGUGAUGGAGACACACAAGUCUUCUGGAGAUACAGCAUUAGAAUGUUACUUGAUGGACACUGAGGACUAUAGGCAGCAUAAGAAGAAAAUAUUAACUGGUGGGAACAGUGGCACUUGGUACACUAGCAGGAUGCUACAAAGCACACCUGCUGGCUUCAAGUUUCUAUGAACAGUGCCUAUUGUGGACAUGCCAACUCCUACUUGAGGUUCACCACCAUAAAGGAUUGCAAAGGAAUUCUGUGAAGGAUGUUUCAUAUAAAUCAAUAUGGUUCCAGUAUGGACACAUUAAGAUGACAGAAUCAGGCUUCAAGUCCAAGGGUUUUACACACCACAUUGGUAACAUCUUCCACAGCAUUUUUCAAAAUUAAAAAGCACAACUUAUUUUGAAUGCAAUAGCACAUGGAAAGAAUGUGUCUAGGAAACAUGCAGGAAUCCCAUUUGAAGCUAAUAGGAAACCAUUUUUUGUUGGAGUAGGGGCUUAUAAGCAAGACAUUGCCCAGUAAAUAUGUGAGGCACGGAGCUGCGGCAGAAACAAGUACAGUGUAUGGUAGCAGCCAGAAUUUAAGCUAAAUUACUUUGGUUUCAUAGAACCGGCAAGCACUCCCAUUGUAUUAUUGAUUUAUCUGUAUAAAUUAGCAUCUAGUGUGCAUAGCCCUGAAGGUGUAUCUUCAAGAGGAAGUGUGAGCCUCAUCCACCAUGAGGGACAGUAGCAAGCAGUCGAUACUGGUACUCAUAGGGUAUCGCCCAACUGCCUCUUGUGUUCAGUUCUAAAGACUGCCGUCAUGCUCAUC
Elgaria multicarinata webbii is the source of this 1889-nucleotide messenger RNA. RefSeq names its product LHFPL tetraspan subfamily member 2 (gene LHFPL2). The record is from RefSeq and is a predicted model, not a curated record. The transcript is spliced from 2 exons. Bases 342 to 1028 code for a protein of 228 amino acids. Gene Ontology annotation, cellular component: membrane. Lineage: Eukaryota; Metazoa; Chordata; Lepidosauria; Squamata; Anguidae.